Cyclospora cayetanensis is the source of this 702-nucleotide messenger RNA. Its product is annotated as UPF0746 protein DDB_G0281095-like. The annotation marks the transcript as partial. The record is from RefSeq and is a predicted model, not a curated record. The transcript is spliced from 3 exons. Lineage: Eukaryota; Apicomplexa; Conoidasida; Eucoccidiorida; Eimeriidae.
AUGGCGCACCACCCCGACCCCUUUUUUCGUUUCUCGCCUCCGACGCCCUCUGAGGGCCUUCUAGAGCCCGACGUAGCCGCAGCUCCUGCAAUUUCCUCUGCUGGAGAGGCAGCGAGAGCGCCACCCUGUGCAUCCCACGCCACUGCCUAUGCUCAGUGUAUUACUCGCACUUUGGGGCAGCAGCAGCAGCAGCAGCAGCAGCAGCAGCAGCAGCAGCCCCUAGAGCAGCAGCAGCAGCAAGUGCGGGAGCAGCAACUCAGACUUGAAAAGCAGCAAAACCAGGUAUGUGCGGAGACGUUGCAGCUUCUCGAGCAGCAGCAGCAGAAGGAGGGACGGCAGCAGCAGCAGCAGCAGCAGCAGCAGAGGCAACUGCAGGCGGCAUCCGAUGAUUUCGAAGUGUGCCACGAAUCUCUAGAGCAACUUACUGUAGAAUUGCUGCCAAGUCCGUGGCAGCAAAUACAGCAGCAGCAAAUGCAGCAGCAAAUACAGCAGCAAAUGCAGCAGCAAAUACAGCAGCAGCAAAUGCAGCAGCAAAUGCAGCAGCAAAUACAGCAGCAAAUACAGCAGCAGCAAAUACAGCAGCAAAUGCAGCAGCAAAUACAGCAGCAAAUACAGCAGCAGCAAAUACAGCAGCAGCAAAUGCAGCAGCAGCAAAUACAGCAGCAAAUGCAGCAAAUGCAGCAGCAGCAGCAAAUGCAACAC